This is a messenger RNA of Durusdinium trenchii, 1621 nucleotides long. Lineage: Eukaryota; Dinophyceae; Suessiales; Symbiodiniaceae. The record is from the annotation of a GenBank genome assembly.
UUUGCCUUUGUAUUAACACACACAUGGGCGCCUCCACCAGUGCUGCGCUGCCUGACGAUGCCGCCUGCGAAGCCGUGCUGCGGACGUUCAUCGCAGAGGACCUGGAGCGCGCGGAGCGGCUGCUGCGCAGGGCGAAGGAGCUGGUGAUGGAGGCGAGGAAUUCGCAGCCUUGGACCAUCAGCGGCCUGGAUGGCACAAGCUUUCAGCUCCCCGUGGAUGAGACAGCGAAGGUGGAUGACCUCUCCAAGACCAUCGCAGAAAGAAUCUGCAUGAGAGUUGGUGGAAAACUUGUUCUUUUUGCAGGCGACCAGAUUUUGGAGGUCUCAUCCAAGCUUUUGCAGCAAGAAGGGUGCGGACGAGAGAUCUCAUAUGUCGUUCGACAGGUUUGCGCACUGGAGGCAGCGAUUGGGUUCCAAAGUGCCCUUGCAGAGGGAACAAGAGACCAUGCGCAUGGGACAGUGACGGAUGCAAUCGCCUCUUUGACCUUUGGUCCCAACUUUAACAAGGGCUUGAAAGGUGUCACCUUGCCAAGCAGCUUGCAGACUUUGACCUUCGGCCAGAACUUUAACCAGAGCUUGGAAGGUGUCACCUUGCCAAGCAGCCUGCAGACUUUGACCUUCGGCAGGGACUUUAACAAGGGCUUUGAAGGGGUCACGUUUCCAAGCAGCCUUCAGACUUUGACCUUCCACUGUUUCAAAAAGAGCUUGGAAAGUCUGACGUUGCCAAGCAGCCUGCACACUUUGACCUUCGGCGACUUUUUCAACCAGAGCUUGGAAGGUGUCACCUUGCCAAGCAGCCUGCAGACUUUGACCUUCGGCUACUUUUUUAACCAGAGCCUGGAAGGUGUCACCUUGCCAAGCAGCCUGCAGACUUUGACCUUCGGCAGGGACUUUAACCAGAGCUUUGAAGGUGUCACCUUGCCAAGCGGCUUGGAGACUUUGACCUUCGGCGACAAAUUUAACCGGAGCUUGGAAGGUGUCACCUUGCCAAGCAGCUUGCAGACUUUGACCUUCGGCAGGGACUUUAACCAGAGCUUCAAAGGUGUCACCUUGCCAAGCAGCUUGCAGACUUUAAUCUUUGGCGAGAACUUUAACCAGAGCUUGGAAGGUGUCAUCUUGCCAAGCAGCUUGCAGACUUUGACUUUCGGCUUUUGCUUCAACCAGAGCCUGGAAGGUGUCACUUUGCCAAGCAGCCUGCAGACUUUGACCUUCGGCUACGUCUUCAACCAGAGCUUGGAAGGUGUCACCUUGCCAAGCAGUCUGCAGACUUUGUGUUUCAAGAAUUUCUGUGUCAAGAGCUUAGAAGGUGUCACCUUGCCAAGCAGCCUGCGUGUUUUUACCUUCAGCUAUUCGUUCAACCAGAGCUUGGAAGGUGUCACCUUGCCCAGCAGUCUGCAGUCUUUGACCUUCGGCCGGGAAUUUAACGAGAGCUUGGAAGGGGUCACGUUUCCAAGCAGCCUGCAUACUUUGACGUUCGGCUAUUCGUUCAACCAGAGCUUGGAAGGUGUCACCUUGCCAGGCAGUCUGCAGUCUUUGACCUUCGGACACUUCUUCAACCAAAGCUUGGAAGGUGUUACCUUGCCAAGCAGUCUGCAGUCUUUGACCUUCGGCCACUUCUUCAA